Molecule: messenger RNA, 1819 nt
Organism: Gasterosteus aculeatus aculeatus (three-spined stickleback)
Lineage: Eukaryota; Metazoa; Chordata; Actinopteri; Perciformes; Gasterosteidae
Gene: phyh
Product: phytanoyl-CoA 2-hydroxylase
Biological process (GO): fatty acid alpha-oxidation
Molecular function (GO): phytanoyl-CoA dioxygenase activity
Source: RefSeq, a predicted model, not a curated record
UUUGUGGGUGUGACGUCACCCACCCGCCCUUUGCCCCAGUCAGAUCCACUCUCUGUCCUCGCUGUCUACACCGGGAGACAACCUGCCUAGAAGAUGUCUCGGGCUGCGGAAAGACUCAGACUGCUGAUCAAUCAUCUCGAUCGACCACCUGCCGCGAUCACACCUGCGCCGACCUCAGCUCAAGCCUCCAUCUACGGUCCUCCUCAGAGACUGAGGUACACCGACGACACAGACCUGCUGACCCCAGACCAGCGACUCUUCUAUGAGAAAAAUGGUUUCAUCCUCAUCAAGAAUCUGGUUUCUGAUGAGGACAUCGACAGGUUCAGGAAGGAGUUUGAACGGGUCUGUCGACGGGAAGUCAAGAUUCCAGGAAUGGUGGUGAUGAGGGACGUGGCGAUCGCCAAGUCCGAGUUUGUUCCGGAUCAAAAAGCGGUCUCCAAACUCCAGGAUUUCCAAGAAGAUCCUGAACUGUUUCGGUAUUGCUCCUUACCCGAGAUACUGAAGUAUGUCGAGUGCUUCACCGGCCCCAACAUUAUGGCCAUGCACACAAUGCUGAUCAACAAACCUCCCGAUGCAGGUAAGAAGACGUCUCGUCACCCGAUGCAUCAGGAUCUGCACUACUUCCCCUUCCGCCCGGCCGACAGGAUCGUCUGCUCUUGGACUGCGAUGGAGAGGGUGGACAGGAAGAACGGCUGCCUGGUCGUCCUGCCGGAAACGCACACCAGCACGCUGCGGGAGCACGACUACCCGCAGUGGGAGGGUGGCGUGAACAAGAUGUACCACGGAGUGCGCGACUACGACCCGGCCCUCCCCAGGGUCCACCUGGAGAUGGAGAAGGGCGACACCGUCUUCUUCCACCCGCUGCUGAUUCACGGCUCUGGAAUGAACCAGACGAAGGGCUUCCGCAAGGCCAUCUCCUGCCACUACGCCAGUGCUGACUGCUAUUACAUCGACGUGAAAGGAACCAUGCAGGAAAACAUAGAGAAGGAAGUGAAGGAAAUCGCAAGCAGGAAGUACAACUUGGACGAUGAAAUUACCUUCAAGGACACCUGGGCUUUCAAAGGCCGCCUGGUGCAAGGAGAGAGGACCUCGCUGUGAAAGCUCCGCACAAAUAAAGCACCACGUCGUGGCAGCGUGACCGACCACAGUCCAACACUGUGAUGCAAUCAGGGCACGUCGGCACCUGCACGUUUCCUCCUCCCGUAAUGAGGAAAAACAAAGAUAUCUAAUCUUGGAAUUCCUAAUUCACUUUAAAUCACUUACUGUUUAUUUAAUUGUGACCUCGGAGUUUGUGUUUGACGUAACAUUUUGGGAAUGUAAUCUGUGUAAUUCUAAAGGACGGCAUAAAAGCGCGACAUUCUUUUUCAGUAGAAAAUGUCAUGUUACAUGAGAGUGAAUCACUACAAAGUCCUGCAGAAGGAGGCGUUGCUGCUGUAGGCUGUGCAGCGUUUCCCAGCACAACAUGCCGUUUAAUUCACCAGAACCUCCACGGAAAGAAAAGUCCACAAUGAUUUGUGGCAUGUUGAUUAAGGAAAGUAAGCACAUUGUGAGCGACAGAGAGCUUGAGAGACAAAUAAAGCAGAGUGACGAAGAGAAAGAAUUAUGAAGUCUGUAUUGAGGCAUAAAUGUAUAAAUGAUGAUUGUAGCUCCUGUUAAUCGACACAAUCCGAGGCCUUGACCCAACUACUGCCUGAUAAACAUAUCAAUGCGUUAAUGUCUGGAUGUCCUUUUGAUGGUGAGCGUUUGUCCUACAAUCUUGCUGUUGCGAAUCUAAUUUUUAAUAACACUAAUAAAAAAUAUAAAAUCUAUUUUAAUGAAA